AUUGACAAAGAUGAAGCGGCUCGGCUCGGCUCGGCUCGGCUCCAGUACAUGGUUGGGCCGUUGGCUCCGAUUUCUGCAUCCCAUCUUUCUCCCAUUCCUCAGUUAAAUUGGGUGUGCGUGUGUGUCUGCUCCCCAUUCCCAUUCUUGUUUAGUUUGUGCAUCAAGGCCAAGGCCAAGGCCAAGGGCAAGCCGAAGAGCCGUACAGCUGCUUCCCAUAAACCACCACCAAAACCACUGCCACCACUUUGUGAUCAAGAAUAUGCUUUAGGGAAAAUAGCCCUUAUUCACAUUUAUGGCGUCUGUUGUAUAAUUGUGUCGUCUUUCCUCGUUGUUUCUCUUCUCUGUUUAAUCUUUCUGGGAAUGGGUUUUUGGGCGGAGAUCAAGGAGCAAUCGGAACAUUGUUUUUGACCGAUCUCUCUAAUUGAGGAUUUCUUUUGAUAAAGUAGUGUCGGAAUUUUUGUUUUUGUUUUUAAUUUUAAUUUUUUUUUGUCUGUGGUUGUUCGUUGAUUCCAUGGCUGCCGGUGCGGAGGUGUUUGGUGAGGCGGCGGCGGGGAUGGAUUCCCCCACCGCUUUUGAGCCUGCAUCACCGAAACAUACAGACUCUGUCACUGAGAAGAGCGUUGAAAACAAUGGAAAUUCUGAUUUCGGUUCUGAGGUGGAUGUAGACGACGGUCCAAAGGAUUCGGAUGUUAAGCCCAAUCUCGAUUCGAAAUCAGAAAUGAAGAUGAAGAAUUUCGUUGAUAUGUUGGAAAAACUGAAGCUGAAUCCCCUGGCUAAGGAGUUUAUACCUUCAUCUAAUUAUUAUGGCCAAAUUGGGACUUAUGGCUUUGUGAUUUCUGCUAUGAAUUCUGGAAAUGAUGGUUCUCCGGACAAUCGUAAGAAGAGAAACUACAGCUCAGGCCGGAAAAGAACAAGUAGCAGAGCUUCUAAAGCUCAGAGAGAAGACAGUAUCAGGCGGACUGUCUAUGUAUCUGAUCUUGACAAUAAUGUUACUGAGGAGCGACUUGCUGCUGUGUUCAGUGGGUAUGGACCAGUUGUUGAUUGUCGUGUUUGUGGCGAUGCUCACUCUCGUCUCCGCUUUGCUUUUGUAGAAUUUGCUGAUGAAUAUUCUGCCAAAGCUGCUCUUAGCCUGUCUGGGUCACUGUUAGGAUUCUCUCCUAUCAAAGUCAUGCCUUCAAAAACUGCCAUUCUGCCUGUGAAUCCAACGUUCCUUCCCAGGUCUGAGGAUGAACGCGAGAUGUGUGCUCGAACAGUCUACUGUACAAACAUUGAUAAGAAGGUUUCUCAAGCUGAUGUCAAGUUUUUUUUCGAGAGGAGAUGUGGAGCGGUUUCUCGACUGAGGCUCUUGGGAGACAACGUGCACUCCACACGAAUUGCAUUUGUUGAAUUCUACAUGGCUGAGAGCGCAAUCCUUGCUCUCGAUUGCUGUGGCGAAAUGCUAGGAUCCCAGCGCAUCAGGGUGAGUCCUUCGAAGACGCCAGUGAGGCCAAGGCUUCCUAAUGCGUAACUGCAGAUGAAGACUGAUGCAGUGAGAUUAAGAUUCUACUUGUUUCGGUUCUCCUUCUUCUACUCGCGACUUUGUUUUCUUGCACCUGAGGUUAUUUCUUCUUGUUCGACGACGACUAUUACUACUACUGCCUGCUAAGUUCUUACAAUCAAUCUUGGAUGUUGAUUAGUUCUUACUUUGCUAUAUACUAUGCUAUAAUUAUAUCUCCUCUUUUAAUUUGGCUGCCUUCAGCACUCGAAUGUUGCUUUAAAAUUGAACCAACUUUUUUGUUGGGUUAUUUAGAUUUACUUAUCUACUUUAGUUGGUCUCUUUUCAAUUUAUAAUUUCAUGCA
Messenger RNA from Andrographis paniculata, 1839 nucleotides. Its product is annotated as polyadenylate-binding protein-interacting protein 8-like. Bases 512 to 1507 code for a protein of 331 amino acids. The transcript has 10 exons. The record is from RefSeq and is a predicted model, not a curated record. Gene Ontology annotation, molecular function: RNA binding. Lineage: Eukaryota; Viridiplantae; Streptophyta; Magnoliopsida; Lamiales; Acanthaceae.